AGAAACAGGAACAGAAUCGGGGUUUCUUAUUCAGAAGCUCAGCUAGUUUGCUGAAACUGAACUUCUGUAUACUGCCAUGGCUUUAGGUCGUUGCACGCAUCCCUGCCACUCAGCCCCUCUGGUUUGGGGUAGACUGCUCAUUUUGGUGUCAGUGCUGACAUGCGCCAGUGCCUCUGACGAGAGAACUAAAACCGUGGAGUUCAACGUGAAACCUGGCGGCGUGGUGCAUUCAUUCUCGGAAAAAAUAAAAGAAUAUGAAUGCUCUUUCACCUAUGCAUCUCAAGGAGGUACCAACGAGCAAUGGCAGAUGACUGUGGGUCUGAGUGAUGACGAUAGGCUCUUCUCUUGCUCGGUGUGGAGGCCCCAAGGGAAAUCAUACUUGUUUUUCACAGAGUUCAAAGCUGAGAUUAAAGGAGCCAAGAUUGAGUAUGCCAGCGCAUACUCCCAGGCAGCUGUGGGAGGCCAGAAGGAUGUACCUUUGAAGGAGGACGAGUACUCCGUAGGUGACCACACAGUGAUACAAAAAGAUGGAAAAUUCCGUGCUGAACUCUCAAAGCUCACCAUCAUUGGUCGGACACGCCAUGAUGAGCUCUAAUUGCCUGAGUUCUGUGAUGUGAACCUUAACUUGCAGGCUGACAAAAGCGCAUGGAUGAAGCUCUAGAAAGUUCUGGAAACAUCUAGCGUUUGAACUUUGGGAGACCGUCACAACUGAGCAUCGAGCCAGAAGAGAUUUAAAGAUGUCCUUUUGUUGUUGACGGAUUCCUCCUCAUUAAAAAAGUGUCGCUGUGUA
Electrophorus electricus (electric eel) is the source of this 790-nucleotide messenger RNA. It is a transcript of the gene mydgf, whose product is annotated as myeloid-derived growth factor. The record is from RefSeq and is a predicted model, not a curated record. Gene Ontology annotation, biological process: positive regulation of angiogenesis; positive regulation of endothelial cell proliferation. Lineage: Eukaryota; Metazoa; Chordata; Actinopteri; Gymnotiformes; Gymnotidae.